Messenger RNA from Lentinula edodes (shiitake mushroom), 402 nucleotides. RefSeq lists its product as uncharacterized. The annotation marks the transcript as partial. The record is from RefSeq and is a predicted model, not a curated record. The transcript has a single exon. NCBI's taxonomy places the organism in Eukaryota, Fungi, Basidiomycota, Agaricomycetes, Agaricales, Omphalotaceae.
AUGCCACCACAUUUAUUUGACAAUAAUGGCAAUGAUAGUGUAAUGCAUUCAGAUUGGCAAAGGUUAUUUGAAGAUGAGCAUAAAAAGAUAGGGGAGCGGUUCCAGCGGCAUAAAUGUCGACCUGUUUGUUAUAAAGGACGAAGUAGCAGUAGCAGCUGUAGGUUUGGCUAUCCUCAUAAAAUCAUUGAAAGUUCCAGUUAUGACAUUGAGGAAAAUUCAAUAAUCUUUUGUCGUAAAGAAAGUGAUGUUAAUGGUCACAAUCCUGAUUUGCUAGUAUAUACUAGGCAUAAUCAUGAUCUUAAGUGUAUCUUGUCAGGAAAGGCUGCUAAGGCUGCAAUGUUUUAUAUAUCUGAUUAUAUUACAAAAAUGCCAUUAAGUACAGAUAUUCUUUUAUCAACAUUG